Messenger RNA from Lachancea meyersii CBS 8951, 1638 nucleotides. NCBI's taxonomy places the organism in Eukaryota, Fungi, Ascomycota, Saccharomycetes, Saccharomycetales, Saccharomycetaceae. The record is from the annotation of a GenBank genome assembly.
AUGGGUAUAGGAGAUUUGGCAUUGGCAGAUAGAGAGGUUCUCGGAUACCUCGAGCCUGUUGCUGCGGAAAAUGAGUUUUUAGGAUGCAAAGAACCAUUAGCCGCCGUGGCUAUAACCAAAAACAAGUUGGUCAAAAUGGGACGAAAUGAGCGCGAAUGUGAUGUUGUUUUGAGCCAUCCGUCUGUGUCUAGUGUUCACUGCAUGUUUUGGGCCAUAAGAUUUGACGAAGACAGUGUUCCGAUGUACUACGUGAAUGACUGCUCGUUAAACGGAAUCCAGCUCAACGGAUUGUCAAUGAAACGGGGACAAACUUGUUUGCUGGAUGAUGGUGAUAUUAUCACGGUUCCAAACGCAAUUGAUUACCGAUUUGUAGCCCGUAUCAAGCUGACGACUAAUGGCCUCGUCGAACAGUUGGGAUUUCAAAAAAACGUCGAAAACUGGCACAUUACUUCCAAAGUGGUCGGCAGUGGAACUUUCGGCCACGUUUUAGUAGCGAACAAUACCGCAUUCGCCAAUUCCGGCCGUCAGGCGAUAAAUUUCGCAGUCAAAAUUAUCAAAAUGAAGCCCAGCAGAUUGGACAAAGAGGCAAAGAUUUUACUCAAACUCGCACAUCCCAACAUCAUCAAAGUACACAAAACUUUCGCAGGCUCGAGCGAUCACCUUUACAUAUUUCAGGACCUGAUCACUGGCGGAGACCUCUUCUCGUACCUUGCCAAGUCGGACUGCUUAUCUCCGGUCUCUGAGACUGAAGCAUUACUUAUCGUGUACCAGAUAUUGCAUGCCCUACGGUACUUGCAUUCGCAAGGUGUUGUGCAUCGCGAUUUGAAGUUGGACAACAUUCUUCUCUGUACCCCCGAGCCCUGUGCCAGAAUUGUCUUGGCAGACUUUGGUAUAGCGAAGGACCUGUCAUCGUCACGCUCCCGCAUGCAUACUGUAGUUGGAACCCCCGAGUACUGCGCUCCUGAAGUGGGAUUCAAGGCUGACAGAACAGCUUACAAGGAAUUUGCAAGAGCAGCGACCUUCGAACAGCAAGGAUAUGACGCCAAAUGCGAUUUGUGGUCGCUUGGUGUCAUCGCGCAUAUAGUCCUGACUGGCAUUUCACCUUUUUACGGAGACGGCUCCGAGGCUAGCAUCAUCAGAAACGCCAAAGUGGGGUCCUUAAGCUUCAGCUCUAGGCAGUGGAGCAAAGUUUCUGAUCACGCCAAAAGCUUUGUCCGUCGAUUACUGGAAAUUGACGUGCAGAAACGUCUCGAUAGUCGGUCUGCGUUCCAUCACUCAUGGAUUGCAAAACACAAGGGUCAACUUGAGAAGCUCUAUCACAAAAGAAUAGUCCAAGACGUCGAAACGACGCCUAAAGUAGAAGAGCUAGACUGGAAGAGAAAGCUGCCAAAAACUGUGAACCUUUCUCCUUCCACGGUUCCCAAAAAAAGAUGGCCAAAGUCCACUACUGAGACUUUGUUUUCCUGCCCUCGCGGACUCAUUCGACAAGGUAGCCCCAGCUUUUUAGAUGUCAUCGCAACUCGCUCUUCGACAUUGUGGAACUACUCUAAACUUAAUAGCAUUAUAGUCAAGCCAAUGUUAUGUUUUGAAUGCUCCUUGUACAAAAAGAGUAGGCAGAAGACAUGGUUGAUAGCCUGA